AGGGGCAGAGGCAGUGAGAUGGAUGGAGCAGGAUGCUGCCCGGUGGAGGGGCUGAGGCAGUACAACACACUUUCUCCCUCCUUGAGCGCAUCAACGAGCUCUGAUCCAUAGGUGGAAAGCAGAGAGAUCUACACAGACAAGAUCACAGAAAUGUAACAAUUACGAGUGGAGAGGAGAGCUGAAAAGAGGGGGGGGGGGUUUAAGGAAACCGAAGGCAUCAAAGUCUACAUUAUUAAGGAGGAUUUGAGGAGUCUGCGUUUAUAAUCCGACAUCAGAGGCGGAAUGUGAAUCCAAAUAACUUAUGUUAAUUAGAGAUUUUAACGAAUAUGAUGCGAUUUGAACGGAUCUGAAGCACCGAGAGGAGAAUUUCAGAUUGGCCACUUGGAUUUAAAUAUCUGUGGGUUUUUUUGGAGACUGCCUGUGUUCACCGUCGACUUGCCCCCAGAACUGAUUUGCAGCCUCCACGGUCAUUUGCGUCUAAAAAAAAAAAAAAGGAGUUGGCUAUCAGAGGUUGUAUCGGACCACUGUGCGUUUGUGCUCCCCUCUCUCUCUCUCACACACACACACACACACACAUACACUGGAGUUAUUAUUUCGGACUGAGGGGAUGAUUUUAGUGCGUCUGUUUCGCAAUGAUUGCCGCCUAAUUUCCCAGGUCCGACCGAGGUCCGCCAGACUUUGUGGAAAAGGAGAUUAUUGUUUGUUGUCAGUCUUCAUCCAACCCACGGCAGCCUGCGGUGCAACUCAACACAGUGGAUCGCAAGAAAAUCCAGAGGAGUGACAACUGACAUUCACACGAUCGAGCCACGAAAGGCUCCGGAUCAACUUCAAAACUAAAGCGCACAAGUUUUAAGUCUGGAAUAUAAGAAUAGAUGAUUCUCCGAGGACAGAAGACGAAAUACACCUAGGCCUACAAAAUGUUCAAAAGGGGCUGCGGGCUUGAGUUCCUGCUCGUUCUCUGUGGACUCGAGUUUUCCUGGUCGUGCCCUCGUCACUGUAUCUGCUACACUGCACCCAGCACCGUCUCCUGCCAAGCCCACAACUUCCUGUCGGUCCCUGAAGGCAUUCCUCCUGACAGUGAGCGCAUCUUCUUACAGAACAAUAAGAUCCAUCGCUUACUCCGGGGCCACUUCAGCUCCAACACAGUCACUCUCUGGAUCUACUCCAACAACAUCACGUACAUCGAGCCCUCCACCUUCCACGGCUUCACACUGCUGGAGGAGCUGGAUCUGGGAGACAACCGCCACCUGCGCUCCUUGGCUGAAGACACCUUUCACGGGCUGAGUCGGCUCAAUGCGCUACACCUGUACCGAUGUGGACUCAGUUCACUUCCUAAUAACAUCUUCCAAGGCCUCAGAAAUCUGCAGUAUCUCUACUUGCAGGAUAAUCAUCUGAAGUUCCUGCAGGAUGACACGUUUAUGGACCUCCACAACCUCAGCCACCUGUUCCUGCAUGGAAACCGUCUGUGGAGCCUUAACCAGAACACCUUCAGAGGCCUUCGAGCCCUGGACCGACUGCUUCUGCACCAAAACCAGAUUGAGUGGGUCGACCGCCUGGCCUUCCAUGACCUGAAACGUCUCACCACCCUCUACCUGUUCAACAACUCCCUGAUACAGCUGUCUGGACAGUGCCUGGACAUGCUGCCCGCCCUAGAAUACCUGCGCCUCAACGACAACCCGUGGUCAUGUGACUGCAAAGCCCUGUCGCUAUGGGAGUGGUUGAAGCGUUUCCGAGGUUCAACGUCUUCAGUGGGUUGCCAGGCACCGGCUAAUAUGGUUGGGAAAGACCUGAAAGAGCUGCGCAAGGAGGACUUCCCCAACUGUUCACCAACUGUUCCUAGCUCUGAGUCCAGAGCCCAGACUAACAAUUUAUCUGGCACGGUGAACCCGUCUAUGAAUCGCGGUGUAGCGGUGGGGUCUGGAGGGCAGACCCACAUAGUGCACCCCUCGAGGCCCGGCCGUUCUCGGAACUGCACAAAGCCUCGUAACAGGGUGAGCAAGGGGAAGGGUGACAAUGAGGUUCACCACUCAAAGGAGGUCAUGGCAGACAAGGAGGAUUCCUCCCCAGAUUUCACAGACGGGGGGAAACAUGACCACACGUCCCCAGACGGCACCGUCACAAGGAGGAAGCACAAGUGCACUCCGCGGACCACUGUUCGCCCCCCUAGUGGGGUUCAGCAAGCCAACAAUAGGGCAACCUUAUCCCGGUCCUUACUACAUGUGUACGCCCUCUUUGUGGCCUUGAUAACAGCAAAUAUUGACUAUAUUCUCCGCUGACCUUCAGAGGGUUUGGCAAAUGCUAAUCACAAAAAAAAACACAGCCCUCAAACCCUCUCUUGCUCCUGCACUACAAGGCCUGUGUGUCUUUUAUGUAUGUGUGUGUGAGUGUGAUUAUAUGUGUAAAUGUUGUGUAGGGAGCUUUACUGUUCAGACUCAAACAAAGCAUCAAACAUCUACAACAGAGAGACUCACAGCACAAAAAUCGGAGGGACUGAGAAUGAAAAGAUGAAUACAGACCAAGCUUGCACUGCCACUUAAGCCAGUAUGAUUUCAUCUUCAUAUGUCCUGGCAUCUAUUUUUUUUUAACUUUGGUUUUUUCACUCAACUGGAGCUCGGAUAACCAAAAGUUGGUGUAAAGAGAGCAAGAGAUAACUGAGCAAGUGAGGUAAAACUUCUUAGCCAGUUAGCUCUGAGACAGAUGAGCUCGGUCUUCAAGCGCUCCGUCCAGCUUUAAUUUUCAGUCCAUUGUUUGUAAAUCGUUAGCAAGAAGGAACAAAAUGAAAGCACGUAAAAGCGUUCGGUAUCGGCCCCAUCUUGCUCUCAUUCUUCCUGCAGGUCCGUAACAAGCUGCAAGUGCUUCUCAUAAACAGAGGUAAAGUGUAAGCAUGGCAAUAAAUUGUUAGUGUCAGAGUCAGACAUAAGAAUGUGUCAUUCUUGUUACAGAAUGGAAAUCUAUAGCCACAGGUGUUUCAAGGCCAUAAACAGAACAACCAGUUAGCUCGUACACCGUAUGAAGCUCUAACAAAUCACAACAACUACUCUCUACAUUAUUGCAGGCUUUUUUUCCAGGUGCUGUUCCAACCUUUCUGCCUAUUUUAUUUUUUAUGUUUUUAUUUUACAUUUCUGCUUUUUUUUUUUUUUUGAUAGACAGUAGAGAGUGACAGGAAAGGCAAGGAGAGAGAGAGAGAGAGAGAGAGAGAGAGAGAGAGAGAGAGAGAGAGAGAGAGAGAGAGAGAGAGAGAGAGAGAGAGAGAGAGAGAGAGAGAGGGGAUGACAUGCAGCAAAGGGUCCGGGUUGGAAUUGAAACCAGGCGGCUGCGGUAAGGACUCAGCCUUGUUAGUGGUACACUAUGUAACUGUAUUUCGUAUUGCAUUUCUGCACACAACUCUGCUUCCAUCUUCAUUUCAACCACUUUUCUCCUCCUGUGCAACUGAAUAAUAAGCUGCUAAUUGUCUCAACACGACGAGGACUGCCAUGCGCUAUUUUCAUUUGCUUGGAAAAACUGUGUGUCUCUGGGAGAUCAAGCUGUGAAUAUUGAAGAGUCUGUCUAUAUCUCGUGUCAGAUGUUGUUCAUUUGAUUUUUCUAAGACACAAAAUGGACCUAGAGAUGGAUCCCUGCUGCAGGGCCAACAGGAGCCUUAGAGGUCGAGGGUCAGAUGGGGCUUUCUCAGUUUCCCAGUGAGGUUGUGCUGAACUGAUCCCUCCUCAGCGAGGGCAUACUUUCCUCAUUGAGAAUAUGAGGAACGCAUUUUUUUCUUAAUUACCGAACUUCAAAAGGAAUACAAGAACAAGACUGGAGAAAAAAAUGUGUGUGUACCUUAAAUGACUCGUGAUCAAAAAAAAGAAAAAAAUAAAAAAAAAAUAAAAAUAAAACAUUCAAAAAACAGUUUGAAUGGAGCAUGGCAAAACAGGGAUCAUGCAGAGAGAAUUAUGCCUCCUAAUUAACUGACGUGAUUGUCCAUGGAUGUGAGGAUCCAAGACCGAGACAAUCGCUUCUGAAGUAACAAGGGAAUGCGGCACAAUGCAGACUGACAGAUGGACAAUUACGGGACAUCUUGCUGUACUUCUGGAGCUUUUGUGCCUCCCUUAAAUCUACCGAUAAGAUGGUGUUUGUAUCAAUGAUGUGAACUGUAACAGUAACAAUGGAGACAAUGGAGGACUUCUUGCAGUGCUGAUAUUAAUCAUUUACUGUAUUACUAUGAGAAAAACAAUAUAAGUGACAUCAAUGAUGAUAACAGGGUUUUCUGCUCCUCCCGUCAGGGGGAGCCUUUCGAUUUUUGAUUUUCUGGUGAUUUGUUUAUUUACGUAUUUUUCAUGUUAUAUUUUUUAGAACCUUUUAUUUGUCAAUGCACAAUUCCUCACCUCACUCUCUUUCUUGUUCUACUGUAUGCUUACUCAUCUUCUUUCUUUGCCAUAAUUCAAUUGUUCAGUAAGUUAUCAUCAGAGAACAACAGUACAAAAAUGUUUAUAAAGAUAUUAAAAUCUAUAUCUUCUUAUGUCUAC
Seriola aureovittata is the source of this 4502-nucleotide messenger RNA. RefSeq names its product reticulon 4 receptor-like 1b (gene rtn4rl1b). The record is from RefSeq and is a predicted model, not a curated record. Gene Ontology annotation, molecular function: protein binding. Bases 918 to 2276 code for a protein of 452 amino acids. The transcript has 3 exons. Lineage: Eukaryota; Metazoa; Chordata; Actinopteri; Carangiformes; Carangidae. Gene Ontology annotation, cellular component: plasma membrane.